AUGGCCAAGUCGCGACCGACCGGACGACCGGACGAACGACCGAGGCAGGGCUUGCAGAAGGACUGCCGCGUGAAGCCGCAGAUCGUGGUGGUGGGCGCCACACGCACGGGCGCCGUGAGCGCGUUUCUGCGGCAGCACCUCAACCAGACCGAGGUGAUGCCGGUGGUGACGACUGACGCGCAUGUGCCGCCCCCGAACUUAGAGCAGGUCUUCGUGCCAACGAAGGGCAGGCGGCUGCUGACAGUGCUCUGGGAGGUCUUGGGAGAGGUGGCCACCGUCAAUCGAAAGACCUUGAUUUUCACGAACCGUUUGCCCAGUUGUCGCAUGGUCUUCAAGAGCCUCCAGGAGCACGGCGUGAAUGCGGUGGCGCUGCACGGCAAUGUGCACCCAAAGAAGCGGAAAGAGGCCUAUGAGGCGGGGAGCGCCUCUGGAGCGGAGGUGAUGGUCUGUACGAACUUGGCCUCCAGGGGUCUCGACUUUAGUAAUGUCCAUCACGUGGUCAUGUACGACUUUCCCUUGAACAUGGCUGACUACCUGCACCGCGUAGGGCGCACCGCGCGCGGGGGCCGCGCCGGGCGCGUGACGACGAUCACGCCGCGGCGCUAUUGGCCCUUUGUGGCGAAGAUCCAGGAAGCCACCAAGGAGGGGAAGCCAGUGGAAGUGAGGAACAUGUCGCGAAAGGUGAAGAAGAUCAUGGCCAUCGAAAACUUCCAGAAAGUCCUCCAACGGGACGUGAACAAGAGCGUGAAGCAGAAACUCAAGAAGCGGCUGGGUUUGCCGCCCGCGCGGAACAUUGGCUCGAAGGAGACCAAGGCGGCUAUGAAGCGCCUGGACCGACGGAUGAGAGCCAUUAAGCACAUGAGGUUCCUGUGGAAGCGCGGGAUUCUGAAGAAGGGCCAUGGGAUCCCGAAGAUGCCAGAUGCUCAGGUGGAAGUGUCGGAGACCCAAACGGUCUCCACCAUGGUCCGUGCCCGUGACGGGCUUCUGCAAGUGCUUCCCCGGCGCCGGAAGCUCGACCGCCAAGCAGACACGGCCGGGGGCGCACCCAUCGACCGCACGCUGCGCGUGGGCGGCCCGGCGCUGGAGCAUGCGCUGCGGAAGUUCAAUCGGGAGCCUUGCGAUCGGCUGAUUAGCUUGCUGAAGGACUUCUUCGACCCGGAAGAUCCGGGCCCCGACCCGGCGUAUUCGCUUGCGAUCGAGGAGGGCGUGAAUGGCGCACGUCUUUCGCAUCCGCACAGCCGGCAGUACACCUUCGUCCUGCAGUCAAUGACUUUGUGGAGAGAGGUCUUGGACAACAUGUUCCAGUUGUGGCACAUGGCGGAAGAGGACUUGUUAGACGAUGAGCAGCAAUAUCAGCUCGCUGACACUGGCCAGGGAUACCAACGCGUGCAAAAGUCCACUCGAAGUGUGGUGGCCAUGCAGAAGAUCUUGGCAGAUGUGCAGCGGAAAGUGGGAGGUUGGGUCGGUUCCUCGAUUGUCCAUUUGGGGGACCACAACGUGCCCAAUGCGUUGAUGUUCAUCGACAAGUACAUCCAGGUGCCCCGUUUCUUGGGACCUUUGGUGCUGACGUUGGACAAAAUCCCGGAAUUGAGCAGAAGCACCUCUGGCAUGCAGGUCUACAUCGAGUCCUUCGGAGGUGUGAAGAGGUUGCAGAAGCUGAUCUUGGCCGACUUCUUCAAGCAUGCCUUCGAUGGCAGCGGCGCCGACAACUUCUUCGAUGCAGGCUCCUGCAUUGAUGGCCGGCUGACCUCUGCCUGGUCUGCAGCCCUAGACCGUUGUUCCAAAACUUCGGAUUGGAACAGCCCAGACCUUUGCACAUCGGCAACAGCCCAGAUCAAUCACACACCUGGAUGUGACCGAUGGGACGAAAAUCAUCUGUUUUCCGCUGCUUGA
Durusdinium trenchii is the source of this 1893-nucleotide messenger RNA. The record is from the annotation of a GenBank genome assembly. NCBI's taxonomy places the organism in Eukaryota, Dinophyceae, Suessiales, Symbiodiniaceae.